GUCGGUGGGGCGGCUGGCAGCGGCGAACCUCGUGAGCCGAGCCGUGCCCCCCACCCUGUUUAUAUAGCGCAACACGACAGGGGCCCACCACCCAAUGCUAGGGUGGGCGCCCCCGAUCAGGGCACGGAUCAGGGUCCCGAUGGGCCUUUAGGCCCAUUGGGGAGGAGAUCAAUCUAACAUAGGCAUAUUGGCAUCAUGAUUGUUUUCACUUGCAGAGGAUUCCUGGGCAGAGGAAGUGGUAGAGCCAUGGGCAACUCUUGCAUCACUGGUGCCUCUCCUGCACUGCUGAGAAAGACCCAUGAUCCAGCUUUCAAAUGGAAGUUUUACGGCUUCUCAGCUUUACUUGAUAGGGGGGCUGUACCAGCUUAUUCUGCUCUUUUUCACUGCUGUGGAUACAGUUGGUUCCUGCAAGUGAGCCCAGUGCAUAAAAGAUCUGGUGAUGAGACUCCAUUCGUUGCUCUUUGCCUUUCUGUAGACCGAAACACCUUAAGCCAGAUUGCACCUUGAGUGCAGUGUUCGAGUUGUCAAUGUACAACCACUCAAAAGGGACUUAUCGUGGAUGUAAAGGUAGUUAGACUGAACUUACUAUUUCAAGUACAUUCAUUUGAUUACACAUUGGAGUUCUUAUUCCUCCAUGCUUUAUAAGCUUCAGCAAUAACUCCCCGAACUUGGAA
Setaria italica (foxtail millet) is the source of this 674-nucleotide messenger RNA. RefSeq lists its product as uncharacterized. NCBI's taxonomy places the organism in Eukaryota, Viridiplantae, Streptophyta, Magnoliopsida, Poales, Poaceae. Bases 196 to 507 code for a protein of 103 amino acids. The transcript is spliced from 3 exons. The record is from RefSeq and is a predicted model, not a curated record. Gene Ontology annotation, molecular function: protein binding.